CUGGAGACUGAUUCCUGUAGCAGGAAGGAGCAAACCAUACAGCUUCAGUCCAACGUUAAGAGUCCGGGGGGACCCACGGAUAUCUGCGUGCGACAAACACAACGUUGCAUUACAGAACAAGUUUUUGGAAUUAUUCGGGCCAGAACCAAAUUUUCAGCAUACGACACAACAACUACUACUAAAAAAAAAAAAGGGGGAAAAACGGUUCUGAAGUAAGAGGGGGUGUUGGUUUGGAUUCUGUUUUAGUUACCAGAAGUUCAAAUGGAGCAAUUAAACGAACUCGCACGGAAACAACAGGAGAUUGGUCAACAAAUGUGUAAAAUGUUAGCCAAUAUGAAGAAAGACUCAGCCUCCAGGAAAACCAGCGAAUAUAUUGUGAAACAUGACCGACAGCUAGAAGCUUAUCAGGAAGGUAUCGAAAAAAAUCAUAACGAAAUUAUCGAAUUACAGAUACAAAAUCAUGAGUAUCACAGUACAAAGUACAGAGAUCAGCUGCAAAAGGUCUACGACAACACGAUAAAUUAUCUACAACAGUUACAGAAUCAGCAGAAGAAGGAAGAGGAUAUUGAAGAAAUGGAUAACGAACAGGAGCUCCGAAUAAAAAAACAGGAGGUUCGUCUAAAACAAUUUAGAGGGAUAUUGUUUCAAAUGGAAGAGGAAAUAAUGGAGCAGAACUUAAGACGCGCGAAACAUUGCACCAAAGCAGAGAAGAAGUGGGAAGUAAUAUCAGAGCUUGAAGUGGACAUUCAAGCAAACGAGGUGAGCUUCUCUCAUGAGUAUUUUAGAAAGGAUCCAGUCACGAAAAUGGAAUUCGAAUACGAUAACAUACAAGAAAAAUUAAAAAUGCUCACCAAAAAGGCAAGUAUAAAGGCGACAAACAACAUCGAGCUGCCCAAAAUAAAAAUACCAACGUUCCGAAGUGGAUAUGACAAUUGGGCUCCCUUCCACGAUUUGUUCGAGAAAUUAAUACAUUCCAACGAGAAGUUAUCGAACGCGGAGAAGAUGCACUAUCUGAAGGGGCAUGUGGACGGAGAAGCAGCAAGACUUAUACAGCAUCUAAUGAUCUCGGAACAAAAUUACGUAACAGCAUGGAAGAUCCUUCAAAACAGGUAUAAUAACAAAAGAUUAAUGGUAAAUACGUUAUUAGAUAGAAUCCUGGAAUUCUCGAAAAUGGAAACAGCGAAGGCAUCUCGAUUGAAAUGGCUUCACGAUACCAUACAUGAGUGUCUGGAGACAAUAUCAAAUCUGGGAAUGGAUACAUCGUCAUGGGGUCCAAUGGUAAUUAGAAUCACCACAAAGAAAUGGGACUCAGAAACCAACAGGCUAUUUGAGCAGUCACUAAAACAACCAAAUGAAAUCCCAGCAUUAGGAGAAGUGAUGCAGUUCAUGCAGACGAGGUUCCAGUCCUUGGAGGCAUCGGGGUCAAUGCAGAGCAAGGAUGCGAGUCCUAGGUACACCUGGGGAAACACGUCCACCAUAUCAUGCCAUUACUGCCAACAGGAGCAUCGACUUGAACAAUGCCUUAAGUUCAAGGGGCUAUCAAUCAACGACAGAAACAAGGAAGUAAGAGAAAGAAAAAUAUGUUUUAGGUGUUUAAAACACAACAGCGAGGAAAAAUGCUACUCAGCGUACAGGUGUGCAGAAUGCGGUUAUCCACAUCACACUUUACUUCACCAACCGUACAAACCAAUAGCAGAGCGGGCAACACAAGCAAGCACAAGAACAUCACACACUACAGUAUCUAAAAGGAAUUGUCAAACCCAAAAGGAAAACCAGGAAGUACUACUAGCAACAGCGAUAGUACAAGCACAAGACCUCACUGGCGUACAGCAAUUAUUAAGAGUACUAGUGGACCCUGGAUCACAAGCCUCGUUCAUCACAGAAAAGGCAGCACAGCAGUUGAAGCUACCACGACAAAAAGCGAAUGCAAGGGUAUCAGGAAUAGGUGGUUAUGAUCACACUAACGCAAAAACCAAGAUAACGGUUCAAUUACAUCCAAGACAACCAAGUGAGUAUGAGUUAACAACAGAACUAAUCAUUCUCACAAAGAUAACCGAAAAUCUACCACUGGCGUCGUUUGAGAUGAACAAAGAUCCAUGGAAGAAUGUGCUGUUAGCUGAUCCCACGCUGAAUAACUCCGGACCAAUUGACAUACUACUGGGUGCCGAGGAAUACGCAAAGAUCAUACUACCGGGAGUCAUGAAAGAAGGAAAAUUAGUGGGUCAACAAACCGAAUUUGGGUGGGUGAUAUCCGGGCAAACAAAGCACGGUGUCAACCAAGGCUAUCAAAUACUGGGCAUGGUAUCAACAAUGGAAGAAGAGACACAACUAUCCAAAUACUGGGAAAUAGAAGAAGCGACCAUGGCUAAUGGGUUCAAUGAAGAAGACAAGAAGUGCGAAGACCACUAUAAGGCAAACACUACACGCAGCCCCGAUGGAAGAUACACAGUCAAGAUUCCAUUCAAGAAGAAUUCGAUCAAAUGGGGGCGAUCCAGACCACUAGCAAUAGCCAGGUUGUUGCAACUGGAGAAAAAACUAGCAGCAAACGACAAGAUGCGUGAAGAAUACAACGCGUUUCUACAAGAAUACCUGGAUUUGGGUCACAUGGAAAUGGUACAGGCACACUCAAUCGAGGGCACACGCUAUUACAUACCACACCAACCAGUGAUAAAGGAAUCCAGUACUACAACGAAGAUGAGAGUGGUGUUUGAUGCAUCAGCCAAAACGACGACCAGCGGAAGUUUAAAUGAGAUGAUGUAUGUGGGACCGAGGUUGCAGCCAGACAUAGCCGAUAUAUUACUAAGAUGGAGAAAACAUCAAUAUGCGUUCACAGCAGAUAUUAAAAAGAUGUACCGCCAAAUAAGGAUACAUCAAGACGAUCGCCAGUUCCAGACUAUAGUAUGGAGAUUCGAACGUAAUCAGCCGAUACGCGAAUACCAGCUCAACACAGUAACAUAUGGAACAGCGGCAGCUCCAUACUUAGCCAUAAAGACACUACAACAGUUAGCAGAAGACGAAAAAGAAGAGUAUCCAUACGCAGCACGAGUCACGCUACAAGACUUCUAUGUGGACGACAUUUUAUCUGGUGCUAACAGCAUACCUCAAGUAGUACAAUUGCAAAAAGAAUUAACCAAUAUGCUAAAAAAAGGAGGGUUCCAGCUACAUAAAAGGGCAGCCAAUAAAGAAGAGAUAUUAACCACUAUUCCCAUGGAAGCUAGAGAUCCUGCUGUAGCCGAGUUCAACAAUGACGACCAGAUCAAAUCGUUGGGAAUAAGAUGGAUACCAAACCAAGACAUCUUUACGUUCAAAUUCAAGGAUGGCCAAGAUAAACCAACCAAACGGAACAUUUUGUCGGAAGUGGCCAAGAUAUUCGACCCUUUGGGUUGGCUGUCACCAAUACUCCUAAAUGCAAAACUACUCAUACAAAGACUCUGGCUAUCCAAUACAGGCUGGGACGAAGAGGUGGCGGAAUCAAUCAAGAUAGAAUGGACAAACUUCAAAAUCGAUCUCAGUAUGGUGGAAUACUUACGGAUACCUAGAUGGAUGCAGUACGAUCAAGACCAAGAAAAAAUAGAACUUCAUGGGUUCUGUGAUGCAUCAGAAAAAGCGUAUGGAGCAGUGGUGUACUCAAAAACAGGAAAUGGGUGCAUAAGUUUAUUAAUGUCAAAAUCAAAAGUCGCCCCAGUACGAACCAGGCAAACGUUACCUAAAUUGGAAUUGUGUGCAGCAGUGCUACUAGCAAAGGUGCUAAAAAGAGUGACAGAAGCAUUACAGAUACCAAAAACAACAGUGUACGCGUGGACCGAUUCCAUGAUCACACUCGCAUGGAUAAAAGGUGACGCAAACAAAUGGAAAACCUUCGUGGGAAGUCGAGUGGCACAAAUCACAAGCAUGACCGCAAAAGAACAAUGGAACCAUGUGCGUACUAAUGAUAAUCCUGCAGAUCUGGUAUCGCGAGGAACAACAACAUCCAAAUUAAAAAACAACACGUUAUGGUGGAAUGGACCCAUAUGGCUAAAAACAGAUAAAUGGAAACACAGUACAAGCGAAUAUCCUACAACAGAGGUAGAGAGCAAGAAAACUAUGACAAUAAUAGUGAACAAUAGGAACGAGCUAGCAGAAAGGUUUUCUUCACUAACACAACUAAUUCGAGUGACAGCAUACAUCAUUCGAUUCAUCAAGCAUUGCAAAAAAAUUACAGUAGCUGACGAACAUUUAACAGUAGAAGAACUCAAUACGGCAUUAAAGAAACAUAUACAAGUAACACAACAGAAUACAUAUCCAAGGGAAAUACAAAAGUUAAGUAAGAAAGAACAAGUACACAAGGACAGCAAGUUAGAAUCGCUCAAUCCGUUUCAAGAUGAAGACAGUUUACUUAGGGCAGAUGGGAAAGCAUCAAAAAGGAGUAUUCAUCAACUAAUACCAAUCACGACAGAAGAAGGUAACACCGCAGAAAAAAAUCAAACAGCAACAUCACAACAACACGCAUAUGGAUGCAAUCUGAAAACAUUCGUUAUAAGCAUACUAAUGCUAUUGGUCACAGUAACAGCAGAAUACAAUAUUACAUAUCCAAAGCCAGGUUUCUACAUUGAACACAUGGGAGAAGUUCAAAUUGAAAGAGGUAUAUUCCGAAUCGAUCUACAAUACAACAAAUCACGAAUCAAAGAGGAUAUAAACGCAGCAUUUCUAACGACUAGUAAUUUCAAAGAGUUGUGCAAGAACGCAACAGAAAUGACAGAAAACGUACAAUGUACAGAAUUGGUGCAACAUAUCGAGGAUCAAGAAAAUCAAUUGAGAUGGGUACAAGAGGGAAUCAACUACAUAAGUCAAACUCGUAAAAAAAGAGGUAUCUUGGGGAAUAUAUUAACGGCGAUAUUCGGUGUGAAUGACGAAGUAUACAAGGACAUUGAUGCGUUAAACAAGAAUCAGCAAGAGUUAAUGCGGAAUUCAGAAAGACAAUCCAAAAUAAUGUUGUCUACUAUAUCAAAAUUUAAAGAGACAGAAAACCGCAUCGAGAAGCAAUUAGAGCGCUUCAACACUAAAUUAAAUGAAGCGAUAAAAGCCAUAAACCAGAUGCAGAAAUGGUAUAAAACAAUAGACGAAAACAGACUAAAUAUUCACAUCUUAAGUACAUAUCAAACAGCAGUGAAUCUAGUAACAGAAGUACACAAUCACUACAGCAAAAUAAGAAACAUCCACUACAACCAAGGGAACUUUCAAGAACUUAUAUCAGAAACCCACAUCAGAAGUAUUAUUACAUCGGCAGAGCAGAAAUUACCAAGCAUCCUCAAGAUUUUACCACAUCCAAUAAUCAAAGUAACUACAAAACAAACAGUGGAAGUGAUUCAUGUGUUCGGGUUUUUUCUGGUGGCAGAGAUCACGGUAUACGUGAUUAUGAAAGUCACCCCAAUUCCUAUAAAAAUUGAAAAUUCUACGUUUUGGACCUUAAAUGUCAAUGAAGAAAUGCUAGCUGUGGACUACAACAAUCAACUAUAUUUCGAAAUAUCAAAUGGCGGUCCACAACAUCACAGUCCAUUAUUACAAGCACGACAACUACCUUACUCAUUGCAAUUAUCUUGGCACUCGUCCUAG
Molecule: messenger RNA, 5592 nt
Organism: Photinus pyralis (common eastern firefly)
Lineage: Eukaryota; Metazoa; Arthropoda; Insecta; Coleoptera; Lampyridae
Exons: 2
Coding region: 262-5592 (1776 amino acids)
Biological process (GO): proteolysis
Molecular function (GO): aspartic-type endopeptidase activity
Source: RefSeq, a predicted model, not a curated record